ACUUGUUUUAGGACAGAACGUCCUGCUCUUUGUCCUGGAGUGCCCGGGAGAACUGAUUGCGAGAGUUGGGUUUGUCGCAGGCCGAGCAAUGGCGGAAAGCACCAGUAAAGAUUCGCUGCUGAAGGCGUUCAGUCGCUUCGCGGUGUACGGAGACACGAUGGCCAGCGGCAAGGAAAUGAACGGCAAGAACUGGGCCAAACUCUGCAAGGACUGCAAGAUCAUCGACGGCAAGAACGUUAGCGGAACUGACGUUGAUAUCGUCUUUUCCAAAGUCAAGCAGAGGACAGCUCGCGUGAUCACCUUUGAUGAGUUCCUGCAAGCUUUGCACGAAUUGGCGCCCAAGAGGUUCAAGGGGAAAAGUCGGGAGGAUGCCAUCGCGGCCAUCUACAAGUUGACCGAGGCCGGAGAGCCCAGCAAAUCCGGGGUCACGAAAUCGGUGAGAUCUGGCGCGGUGGACCGCCUGACAGACACGUCUUUGUACACGGGCUCGCACAAGGAACGCUUUGAUGUGAGUGGCCGAGGACGAGGCCGCGAGGGACGCGAGGACAUUGUCAACAACACGGGAUAUGUCGCCGCUUACAAGAACGAAGGAACAUUCGAUGAUAAAACGAGCGGAAAAUGAAGCGCCCUUCAACUUUGACCUCUGCUUUUUAUUAUACAGUAUACGUGUGUUGUGUUUUAGUUCCUGUCAUCUGACUUCAUUAAAUAUUUCUGUGUGUGGUAAUUAGUGGCUGGCUGGCUAUGUGGUGUUAGCUGAUCCCCAUACUGUACCGAUGCCACGUUUUUUUGAAAACACCGUUGUUUUUGUUCUUGUUUUUUCUAACAUACAGUGGGUGGCGUCCAAAGGGGUUUAAUUUAUUUGUACUGUUUCCUUGCUGCGUG
Messenger RNA from Corythoichthys intestinalis (scribbled pipefish), 882 nucleotides. RefSeq names its product tubulin polymerization-promoting protein family member 3-like. Gene Ontology annotation, cellular component: microtubule. The transcript has 4 exons. Bases 89 to 622 code for a protein of 177 amino acids. The record is from RefSeq and is a predicted model, not a curated record. Lineage: Eukaryota; Metazoa; Chordata; Actinopteri; Syngnathiformes; Syngnathidae. Gene Ontology annotation, biological process: microtubule polymerization; positive regulation of protein polymerization; microtubule bundle formation. Gene Ontology annotation, molecular function: tubulin binding.